AAAGCCACUUCCUCAAAUGCUGAAGAACUUUACACCGCAGACUUACUGUCCCACCUUUGAAACUUCGGCUGAGAUAAUGUUUAACUCCAAAGCAUGACUUUCGCGUUACUUUGCAGUUGUCCGCGUUUGUAGCCUUGUGGAUAUCGACGCGGUUGUGAUUUGGACGGGUGGUAAUCAGAGAAGCAAUGGUUUCCAUCGCCAAAGUGCUGGUCGGAGUCUUAGGAGCCACGGUGGUCGUUGUAUUGAUAGUGGUGCCCACCGUUAUAUUCUUGAAGGACGAUGGAAACGCCGAGGACAUGAAAACGUUCGGCCUACUGGACGUCUUCAACUCCUCUCUGAAACCAGCGUCCUACAACAUGAAAUGGAUUUCAGAUUACGAGUACCUGCAUAAAGAAAGCGAUGACUCCGUCUCCCUCGUCAACUUGAAAACAAACGUUUCUGAAGUGUUUCUAACAAAAGACAAGUUUAUCGAACACCACGCUUUUGACUACAAGCUGUCUGCUGAUCGCAAAUAUGUUGCCUUCGUGAGCAACUACAAUAAGGUGUGGAGACAUUCGUUCACAGCUUCUUACUCGCUGUAUGAUCGCGAGUCAGGAAAAAAUAUCUCUUCCUCUGGCAUUCCAGAUGUAGUCCAGUACUUUGCAUGGGCCCCAGCAGGGAACAAACUGGCUUAUGUUUGGGACAACAACGUGUUUCUGAAGACCAGCCCCGAGUCACUGCCAAAGCCAAUCACUUCCAAUGGAGAGCCAAACAAGAUAUUAAACGGGAUUCCAGAUUGGGUGUAUGAGGAGGAGAUGUUCUCAUCCAACCAGGGCUUCUGGUGGUCACCUGGGGGGAAGUAUUUGGCAUAUGCUGAAUUCAAUGACACCCUGGUGCACAAUAUUGAGUACCCUUGGUAUGGCGAGGGCCAGUACCCCAGCACUAUUUCAAUUCCUUAUCCUAAGCCAGGUACUCCCAACCCGGUUGUGAAGCUGUUUGUUGUGGACACUGACAACACCACAAUAGUCACAGAAGUUGUUGUUCCAGACUCAUACAAAUCAAUUGAACACUACUUGGCUACCGUUACCUGGGUGACUGACACCCGGAUAGCUGUUCAGUGGUUAAAGAGACAACAGAACCAACUCAUCCUUCAGAUUUAUGACCUUAAUGGAAGCAGCUGGGAUCCUGUUGAGCAUCUGGAGCUGACAAGUCCAGGCUGGAUUGGACGGUUUUCUCCACAAGAGCCAGUUUUUGCGCCUGACGGGAACAGUUACUACCUGAUCAUGACUGAUUCGACGAUGUACAAGCACAUUCAUCAUGUGGUUGGGGGAAAGGCAACACCCAUCUCACCUGGGUACUGGGAAGACAUUGAAAUUCUGAAAGUCAGUGAAGACAGUGUGUAUUAUUCGAACAACGAACAGAACCGCAAUCCAGGAGGGAGGAACAUCUACCAGUGGACGAAAAACAUUAGCUAUAAGUGUCUCACCUGCUCUCUUCAAAAAGAAUGUGAAUAUAACACCGCCUACUUCAGCCACAAUGCUUCUUACUACCGCUUCAGCUGCCACGGUCCCAGAAUUCCACAGCACUUUCUUGUAGAAACUAGCAUUUUUAAAAAGAUCAAGGUUUUGGAGGACAACAAGGUAUUUAGCGAUGCAAUAGCCGACAUCCAGAUGCCCACUAAGCGCCAAGGGACCCUUAAGAUUGGCAAAUAUAAUCUUUGGUAUCAGAUGUAUUUACCCCCAGGCUUUGAUGAGUCCAAGAAGUACCCUUUGCUAAUUGAUGUCUAUGCAGGUCCUUGCAGCCAGUUAGUGGACUCCAGGUACAGAAUAGGCUGGUCCACCUUCCUGGCCAGCACUGAGAAAGUCAUCGUUGCCAGCUUUGACGGAAGAGGAAGCGGUUACCAGGGUGACCAGCUGAUGUUCGAAAUCUACAAACGCCUAGGAACCUCCGAGGUGGAAGACCAGAUAACGGCAGCUAAGGAGUUCAUCAAAAUGGGAUUCAUUGAUAAAGAUAGGAUUGCUAUAUGGGGAUGGUCCUAUGGUGGAUAUGUAUCUUCAAUGGUCUUGGGCUCUAACAGCGGCGUUUUCAAAUGUGGGAUGUCAGUGGCGCCGGUGUCCAAAUGGGAAUAUUAUGACACCAUCUACACAGAGCGCUACAUGAUGCAGCCCUCAGAGAACCGUGACGGAUACAACAACUCCACAGUAAUGGCCAGAGCCAAGAAUUUCCAUUCAGUGCAGUACCUUCUGGUUCACGGAACAGCCGACGAUAAUGUCCACUUCCAGCAGGCUGCUGAGAUCUCAGAAGCCUUGGUAAAUGAGCAGGUGGACUUUGAUGCUAUGUGGUACACGGACAAGGAUCAUGGACUGGAUGGCUUUGCCAACAUGCAUGUCUACAUUCACAUGACUAAAUUCCUGAAAAAAUGCUUUGAAUAAGAUGUUUUCAUUUUCUCAUGUGAAUAAGACAUUGUUGUAAUAAAAACUGUAUUAAAUUAUCAUAUCUCCUCCCUUAGGAGUCCAACCACAAAGUCCUUGCCAAAAUGUAUUUACCAAAUAGAAAGCUAAUGUCCUGAAAGCAGAGAAUAUAAAUAAAGAUGCGCACAGAAAAUACUCACAUACAAAGAAAACCCUUUCUCAUCAGAACAGUAAUGUCAAACAAAAUAUUCCUUCAGAAUGUACGUUUCAGAAACCACACAAACAAAACCUGUAAAACUCAUAAAGGCGUAUGCGGGGUCAGUAAAAAAAAAAAGAGGGUAAAAAAAACAACUUGUAGCAGCUAGCCUGCUGUUAGACUUAUU
Molecule: messenger RNA, 2773 nt
Organism: Xiphophorus maculatus (southern platyfish)
Lineage: Eukaryota; Metazoa; Chordata; Actinopteri; Cyprinodontiformes; Poeciliidae
Gene: dpp4
Product: dipeptidyl peptidase 4-like
Exons: 26
Coding region: 186-2411 (741 amino acids)
Biological process (GO): proteolysis
Molecular function (GO): serine-type endopeptidase activity; dipeptidyl-peptidase activity
Source: RefSeq, a predicted model, not a curated record